AUGUCCGAUUCCACAAAUUCGUCGUUCAGUUUCCUGUCCAACUGGAAGUUCAGUUUGGCCGUCUGCGUACCGUGUUUUGCGGUUGGCUUGGGGGCGACUUAUUAUUUUUACUCAAAAUCGAAUAAUAAGAACCGGCGACCUCGCGAACCGACAGCCAAACAUGGCAUAGAAGGAAAUAAUGUCGACCGAAAGCCACUCGUGUCUAACGGAAUUGAUUCCAAUACAGUCAAAGUUCACAAACCGACUCUUUCUGAACAAGUUGAAGAAUUUAAAAAACAGGGAAAUGCAGAGUUCGCAAAACAAAAUUAUGAUGCAGCCAUUACAUUUUACACACAAGCCUUGUCAAUGUGUCCACUGACUGAGAAAGGACUGUUAUCCACUCUGUAUCAAAACCGAGCUGCUGCCUACAGUAAAUUGAACAAUAAUGAGAAUUGUGUGGCUGACUGUGACAAAGCCUUAGCGUUAGUACCGUCAUACAAAAAAGCAUUAUCCCGAAGAGCUAGAGCACUUACAGAAUUGGGAAAUUUUAAACUUGCUCUAGAAGACAUAACAGCUGUUGUAAUGUUGGACGAGUUUAAAAAUCAACCCGAUAUAAUGUUUGCGGAUAGUGUGAUAAAAAGUUUGGGCAAGCAGAACUUAGAAGAGUACACAAAACACAAUGCCUUCAAUUUGCCCACCAAAAUAUUCAUUGAAAAUUAUUUGAAGUCAUUCAGUGAAGAUCCUUUUAAUGAUGAAUUUCCCCAAACAUUAAUGAAAUCCGAAAUAAAUACUGGUUUGGAAUUGGCAUUAAAAUGUAUCAAUAAUAAAAACUAUGAACAAAUUGAGGAAGCUUGUAAAGAAGAAUUGAAUAAGACUGAUAAUAGUUUAAUUCGUCGAACAUUGGCAUUAAAUCUGCUUGCUACUUUUUCAAUACUACGUGGUAACUAUGCAACUGGGGUUGAACAUCUCACUGCUGUCAUAGAAUCAUCAGGAGUUCCAAACAAGUUGGUUAUUAAUUCCUUAAUCAAACGAGCAUCGGUUUACCAUCAACAAGAACAAGUGGAAAAAUCUUUUGAAGAUUUGAAACGUGCAGAAAAUAUUGAUCCCAACAGUUCUGAAGUAUUUCACCAUCGAGCUCAAAUUUAUUUAUUAGAAAUGAAUAGCGAGAAAGCAGUUGAAGAAUUCAAACGGGCUGUGGAAUUGAAUCCUAAAUUUAUUUUAUCAAAUGUUCAAUGUUGUUACGCUCAAUAUCUUCAUGCAAAACACACAUCAAAUGAAUUGGACACUGAAAAAUUUUUAAACAAGUUAAAAGGAUUUAUUAUUAAAUACCCAGACUAUGCUGAAAGCUACACCCUGUAUGCACAGGCAUUGACAGAAAAAGGAGCAUAUGAAGAGGCAGAUUCGUUAUUCAAAAAAGUGUAUGAAAUUUACCCAGAAAAUGCUACUUUAUUAGUACACAGAGCUUUGGUUGUAUUAUCAUGGAAAAGUUCGAUCAGCGAAGCAUUCACCUUCCUCCAACAGGCAAUAAAAGUUGACCCAAAAUGUGACUAUGCUUAUGAAACAUUGGGAACACUUUAUAUUCAAACAGGAAAAUUAGAAGAAGCUGUGGAAUGUUUAGAAAAAGCUGUACCUUUGUCCAAGUCUGAAAAGGAACUGUUACACAUAUUUUCGUUGAGAGAUUCAGCAAGGGCACAAUUAGCAGUAGUUAAGCGUUUGGGAUUGACACCUCAACUAUAA
Messenger RNA from Macrosiphum euphorbiae (potato aphid), 1716 nucleotides. NCBI's taxonomy places the organism in Eukaryota, Metazoa, Arthropoda, Insecta, Hemiptera, Aphididae. The record is from the annotation of a GenBank genome assembly.